AUGUCGACAUCAUCUGCUUCGGGCGAGGCUCACUUCAUCAUCGGUGGCUCGGGCUUCCUCGGUUCUCGCAUCGCUCUUGCUCUUCGUCAACGUGGCGAGAAGUAUGUCUCAGUUUUCGAUCUCCACGCCGCUCGUCAGCCCAUCGAAAAGGUCGACUACUACACCGGCGACAUCACCUCAGAAGACUCGCUUCGUAAGGCGCUCAUCCAGGUCCGCGACAAGGCCGGUAUCGAGUCUGGCGCAAACAAGGGCAUCGUCAUCUACCACACAGCCAGCCCCGUUGCUGGUCUCGGCCCAGAGAUCUACCACAAGGUCAACGUGGUUGGUACACAGACCGUCAUUUCUGUUGCCAACAAGUCCGAACUUGCUGUCACAAAGCUCGUCUUCACAUCAAGUGCAGGGGUCGUCUACGAUGGUAACAGCUUGAUCAAUGUUGAUGAGCGUCUUCCCUACCCCUCAAAGCCUCUUGACGCCUACAAUGACACAAAGGCGAAAGCAGAGAAGCUCGUAUUGCAAGCCAAUGAGAAGCAAGCAGGAAGGCUCAAGACGAUAGCUCUCAGGCCAGCAGGUAUCUUUGGUAUUGGUGACCGACAAGCACUCCCCGGCUUCUUCAACCUCCUCCGAACACGCAAGACUCACUUCCAGAUCGGUGACAACCAGAACCUCUUUGAUUGGACUUACGUCGACAACGUCGUUCACGCCCACCUCCUUGCCGCUGAUAAGCUCGAUGCUCCUGGCUACCCUGCUCAGAAGCUCGGCGAGGUCAUGAUCUCGACAAGAAUCCUUGCAGAUGACCAGCUCGAUUCUGAACGUACCGUCCCCACAAGCGAGGCUCGAAGCGACACUCCCACCGGCUCCACUGACUAUGCCCGCAAGCUCACCACCACUCUCAGCCCAGAAACGCUCAAGCACCAACUCAACGUCCGCCCUGUCAUCCGCAACAAGUACGACCAGUUCUUCCACUUGAUGAACCCAGACAUUGCCAGUCCCGGUAACCCGCUCGGUGACCAGACUCCUCUUGUCGAGCAAUCCAUCCCUGUCGCCGGCGAGGCGUUCUUCAUCACUAAUGGCCAACCCAUUCCCUUCUGGGACUUCCCACGUGCACUGUGGGCCGGCAUGGGUCACGUCAUGCCACAGGAAAAGGUUUGGAAGAUCUCCAAGGAGUGGGGUCUUACUUUGGCGGGUUUGGCAGAGACCUUCUCUUGGUUGACAGGAAGGGAGUCGCAGUUUACAAAGUACAAGGUUACUUACUCGGCAAGCCCGCGUUACUACAACAUUGAAAAGGCGCGUAGAGCGCUAGGCUAUGCACCCAUCGUUAGCGUUGAAGAGGGUAUUCGUCGUAGUUGGUGGAAGAGCGAACACCCAGAAGACUUUGUCUCUACCAAGGCUUGA
Messenger RNA from Ustilago hordei, 1392 nucleotides. RefSeq names its product putative ERG26 - C-3 sterol dehydrogenase (C-4 decarboxylase). Bases 1 to 1392 code for a protein of 463 amino acids. The record is from RefSeq and is a predicted model, not a curated record. Gene Ontology annotation, biological process: steroid biosynthetic process. Gene Ontology annotation, molecular function: 3-beta-hydroxy-Delta5-steroid dehydrogenase (NAD+) activity. NCBI's taxonomy places the organism in Eukaryota, Fungi, Basidiomycota, Ustilaginomycetes, Ustilaginales, Ustilaginaceae. The transcript has 2 exons.